AUGCGUGUAUUCUAUUUAUAUCAUGUGCAGACAUGGUUUGAUACUGGUUGGUCCUCCUGGAGCUGGCAGCAGUUGGCUUUGGGGUUCUUGCAAAGCCCGAAGACAAGGACAAAGAAGAAGCAAAGCAGAAACAAAACAAAUGAAGAAAGGGAUGAAAAAAGGGAGGAAGAGGAGAAAACAAACGAGAGAAAGAAAAAAAAAAAUUGCAAGGUCACACGUCGAUUCCCAAAGGACAGCGGUAGCCGCGUCCGAGUCCAGCCGGAAAGCAGGAAGCAGAAACAAGCAAGCUGCGCGCAGAGAUUGAUAUGGAUCGACCAUGAGAGGGGGGGCGUCUGGACUGAGCAAAUCAGCCGCUCCCCCGCUAGCACUGCCUACAACUAUGGGGUACUGGGGGAAAAGGAGUCGAGUAUUCUCCGAGAAGAUGAUGCUCCAUCCCACGGACUGUGGAUGAUAGCGGCGGUUCAUCCAGGCUCUGGCCGUCCAUCUCCCACCCGAAGCUCCCUCUAUUCUCCCAUCUUCGAUAAUCACUCUUGGUUUCCGGGUUUGGUCUUGCAUCAGAUGGAGAUACCAGCAUCCAUCAGCAACAUCAUCUACCAAAUGUAUCGACAUCGAUCUAUAUAUCAGGCUCUGCUCGCCUCGGCCGAAAGUGGCCAAGACGCCUUCCCGGGAAACCAUCCUCGGUAUCCCGCGGGAAACUUGCCUAGCCGACGGGAAACUUUAAGUGGGGCGUGCCUGGAUCUGACUUGCUUAUGUCAUCUGAUACUUCGGCACUUCCAGGGAAGAAAAAGCACAAACAUGAUGGAAGAUGAUGACGAAGGAGAAGAAAAACGAAUGCUGAGGUACAUCCACCUUUGUUGA
This is a messenger RNA of Microsporum canis CBS 113480, 858 nucleotides long. RefSeq lists its product as uncharacterized. The coding region runs from base 1 to 858 and encodes 285 amino acids. The transcript has 3 exons. Lineage: Eukaryota; Fungi; Ascomycota; Eurotiomycetes; Onygenales; Arthrodermataceae. The record is from RefSeq and is a predicted model, not a curated record.